GCAUUAAUUGAAUGCACGUGGAAGUACUCGUUUCUUGUUUUUAUUUUAAUUUUUUUGCUUGGCAAUGUAUAGAAUAGAUGGGCUGAUCAGGUCCCUCCUGCAAGAAGAAGGAGAGGAAGAAAGAAGAAGAAGAAGGAGAAAUGGGAGGGGUGGAAGUUGUGGUUUCAGUAGCGUGCGUUGUGAUCACAGCGUGGCUUGCGAGGGCAGUGCAUGUGAUGUGGUGGAAGCCCAAGAUGAUAGAGAAGCAGCUGAGAGCAGAAGGGGUGCUUGUUCUUCCUUACAAGUUUCUCUACGGGAACACCAGGGAGAUGGUGAAGCUGUCGAGGGAGAGCAGAUCUGAUCCCAAGACGCAGCAGCUACCGCCCCAUGACAUCUUGCCUCGCCUCAACCCCUUCCUUCACAAGAUGGUUACCGCUCACAAGAAAGAGUUCAUUGUUUGGCAUGGAACAACUCCUCGAUUGACAUUAUUAGAUCCAAAUUUAAUAAGAGAUGUAUUGCUCAACAAAUCAAGAGACUUUAAAAAGCCUAUAGCAAGCUCAUUUGAUUUGUUCGUGACUGGGAUCGGAAGUUAUGAAGGCGACAAAUGGGUGAAACAUAGACGAAUUAUCAACCCCGCUUUCCAUUUGGAGAAGUUGAAGAGGAUGAUGCCUGCAUUUUCUACAUGUUUUGAGGAAAUGAUCGAGAAAUGGCACAAGCUAGUUGACUCAACAGGCUCCUAUGAAUUGGAUGUCUCGCAUGAGCUUGAAAAAGUAACUGGAAAAGUGAUAUCCAAGACAGCCUUUGGAAGCAACUUUCAAGAGGGGAGAUUAGUAUUCUCACUCCAAAAGGAGCAAUCUCAACUCUUUUUACAGUCUACAGCAAGCAUUGAUUUCCCAUGGUCUAGUUUGUACAGGUUUUUAUUUCCCACGAAAACUCAUAAGAGAAUGAGGCAAAUCCACAAAGAAGUUAAAGAUAUAUUAAGGGGUAUAAUAGAGAAGAGAAAGAAGGCUAUUCAAUUAGGUAUUGAUAAUCAGGAUGACUUGUUGAGCUUACUACUGAAAUCUAACGAUAAUUACCUUCAAGAGAGCAAGAACCCAAAUGCUGGAAUGACAAUAGAAGACGUGAUAGAAGAGUGUAAGCUAUUUUACUUUGCUGGUCAUGAAUCCACGGCAAAUUUGCUCUCAUGGACAAUGAUUCUGUUAAGCAUGCACAAGAACUGGCAAGAGCGCGGGAGAGAGGAAAUUUUAAAAGUGAUGGGGAAGAAAAAACCAAGUUUUGAUGACUUGAGCAGCUUGAAGAUGGUGAAUAUGAUCUUGCUUGAGGUUCUUAGAUUAUACCCACCAACCUCUUUUAUUCGAAGCACUUAUCGAAAGACCAAGCUAGGACAUCUCAAGCUUCCAGCAGGGGUCCAAAUUUAUAUGCCAAUAUCUCUUGUCCACCGAGAUCCUGAGCAAUGGGGUGAAGUUGCAUUGGAGUUCAAUCCAGAGAGAUUCUCAGAAGGGGUUUCAAAGGCGUCCAAGGAUCAAAUGUCAUUCUUUGCAUUUGGUUGGGGACCAAGAAUAUGCAUUGGACAAAACUUUGCAAUGCUUGAAGCUAAAUUGGCUCUUACUUUUAUCUUGCAAAAUUUAUCCUUCAACCUUUCUCCAUCCUACACUCAUGCUCCUUCAAUUGCUAUAACCUUGCAUCCUGGUAAAGGUGCCCAAGUCAUCUUACAUAAGCUUUGAUGUGAUUACCAAAUUUGUGCUUUUGAACAUUUUAUUAACUAUUUACAUUGAUGGUAUGAAGCAUUGAAGGGGUCAUCACUAGUGAUAAUUUAUGUAAUUGAAGUCUUUAUUUAUGCUCCAUUAAACUAUCAUAAAAAUUAUGUCUUGUAAAGUAA
Messenger RNA from Malania oleifera, 1858 nucleotides. Its product is annotated as cytochrome P450 CYP72A616-like. The transcript has 5 exons. Lineage: Eukaryota; Viridiplantae; Streptophyta; Magnoliopsida; Santalales; Ximeniaceae. Bases 141 to 1703 code for a protein of 520 amino acids. Gene Ontology annotation, molecular function: oxidoreductase activity, acting on paired donors, with incorporation or reduction of molecular oxygen; heme binding; monooxygenase activity. The record is from RefSeq and is a predicted model, not a curated record.